Pisolithus orientalis is the source of this 684-nucleotide messenger RNA. Its product is annotated as chitin synthase-domain-containing protein. The record is from RefSeq and is a predicted model, not a curated record. Gene Ontology annotation, molecular function: chitin synthase activity. The transcript has 7 exons. Lineage: Eukaryota; Fungi; Basidiomycota; Agaricomycetes; Boletales; Pisolithaceae. Bases 1 to 684 code for a protein of 227 amino acids. Gene Ontology annotation, cellular component: cell periphery; cell septum.
AUGAUUCAUGACAAGAAAGCCCUUGGCAUGUGCAGUGAAACAUCCCUCACCAAUGCCAAACAGUUGAUUGUGACAAUGAUGCAGGUGUAUGAGUACUUCAUCUCCCAUCACAUGGUGAAGGCAUUUGAGAGUCUGUUUGGCUCGCUCACUUGCUUGCCCAGUUGUUUCACCUUGUUCUGUCUGCACAUGCCAGACAUGCACAAUGUCUCCAACCAAAUUACCCAAGAUUAUUCCCAGAACCUGUGGAUGCUCAUGCUGAGACAGUUGCUCUGGAUGAUUGGAAGGUUCUGCUCUCACAACGUCAUCAUUGGAUCAACUCAACCAUUCAUAAUCUUGCUUUGUGGUUUCUGUUGCUUCUCCAUGCAUUUCAUUGUCAUGAUGGAUCUCCCUGUCACUGUCACAUAUAUCGUCUACUUGAUUGUGUUGGUCAUUUAUGAGCACAGUACCAUCCCCUUCAUCUUCCUUGUCAUGAUUGCCACUGUGCACAGCUUGCAAGCCUUUGUGUUCAUUCUGCAUUGCAAGUGGGACAUGGUUGGAUGGAUGGAUUUCUAUAUCUUGGCCAUCCCAAUUUUCUCAUUCAUGCUUCCAAUCUACUCAUUUUGGCAUAUGGACGAUUUCUCAUGGGGUGCCCAUAAGAUCAUUGUUCAUGUAGGUGGCUUAAUCUUGAAUGCAUUAUGUUGCUGA